Molecule: messenger RNA, 369 nt
Organism: Haemonchus placei
Lineage: Eukaryota; Metazoa; Nematoda; Chromadorea; Rhabditida; Trichostrongylidae
Source: the annotation of a GenBank genome assembly
AUGCUAGCACAAGAAGUUGAGUGCAACAUUCAGCUAGCUGCUGCAGACCCAAUCGUAUAUACCCAGGAGCAACUAGAGUUGAGAAAAGUACUGAGGAACAAAAUCCAAACCUCAUAUACCGUGUUUUCUGCCAACGUCAAUGCUCUUGUCAACACUGAUAGGGAAGGUGCCAUGGUAAAACUGAACGAAAUCCACGAACUAAUCGAAAGGCUUCAAAAAUUCGUCCCCACGAAGGAGCUUCAGAUCAAUGUCCGCCCAGAAUUGUCUAGGCCGGGUGGGAAACCCAAGCUUACGAAGGCAAAGCUGUUCACGCGAGCGGAGCAACGAAAGAAGCGAGAUGCGGACAAGGGCGGCGCAAGCCAACGAUGA